This is a messenger RNA of Xenopus laevis (African clawed frog), 1854 nucleotides long. RefSeq names its product nucleoporin 62kDa L homeolog (gene nup62.L). Gene Ontology annotation, cellular component: nuclear pore; nuclear membrane; spindle pole. Gene Ontology annotation, molecular function: phospholipid binding; structural constituent of nuclear pore. NCBI's taxonomy places the organism in Eukaryota, Metazoa, Chordata, Amphibia, Anura, Pipidae. Gene Ontology annotation, biological process: RNA export from nucleus; protein import into nucleus. The record is from RefSeq and is a predicted model, not a curated record. The transcript has 13 exons. Bases 134 to 1774 code for a protein of 546 amino acids.
CCUGGGUAAAAUGGAAAAAUCAAGGCUUCCGGAUAUUACAUCAUGACAGUGCGCCACAUGUGCGUUCCAGCUUUCCCGCUCACCCGGAAGUACCUUGGUGGAGUGGAAGGAGAAGAGUGAAGAAUUCAUCACCAUGAGUGGCUUUAACUUUGGCGCUGCUUCUGCUGGAGGAUUUAGCUUUGGGAACCCAAAAUCCACCACUACAACUGCCCCCACUGGCUUUUCCUUUGGUGCAGCAACUGCAGCUCCUUCUGGUGGUUUCAGUUUCGGCACAGCCACACCAACUCCUGCUUCUACCACAGGCCAAACUAGUGGACUUUUUUCCUUCUCCAAUCCAGCCCCUUCCUUAGCACCAACAUCUGGGUUCAGCUUUGGUGCACAAGUAACAUCUACUCCAGCACCUUCCUCAGGUGGUCUUGCUUUUGGGGCAAACACAUCCAAGUUGAAUUCAGGAGUAGGAAAUCAGCCUGCCGGUGGCACCACUCAGACAUCCCAACCCAUGGGAGGUUUCUCAUUUGGAGCUGCAACAACGCAGACUCAGCCAUCCGCCACCAGCGUUGGGGGUUUCUCUUUUGCUGGUGGAGUUGGGUCUACGUCUACCAAUGUCUUUGCACAACCCGCAGCUUCUACCGGGAUCACCUUGCAGUCAGCAGUUUCAACAGCUGCAGCUCCGACUGCUACCACCUCCCAGCCUACCAGUACCUUUAGCUUUGGGACCCAACCACAAGCAGCCCCUGCUUUGAACUUUGGUUUGCUGUCAUCAAGUUCUGUUCUUUCCACUGCCUCUACUCCAGCUGCCGCACAGCCAGUAGCACCCACAACAGGACUUAGCCUGAACUUUGGCAAACCAGCAGACACAUCAGCAGCUGUGACAUCCACGGGAUCCACCACAACAAACACACCUUCCCUUUCUUCCCUUCUGGGAACAUCUGGGCCCUCUCUCUUCUCCUCUGUGGCAACUUCAACUGUGCCAUCUGUUGUGUCAACAGUAGCAAGUGGACUGUCAUUAACUUCUACUGCAACAAGCACAGGUUUUGGAAUGAAGACUUUGGCAAGCAGUGCUGUACCAACAGGAACAUUGGCAACCAGCACCUCUCUUGGUGUAAAAGCACCCCUUGCUGGAACCAUAGUUCAAGCUAAUGCUGUCGGUUCUGCUGCAGCUACGGGAAUCAGUACUGCCACAGCGAUGACCUAUGCACAGCUGGAAAACCUGAUUAAUAAGUGGAGUUUGGAAUUGGAAGAUCAAGAAAAGCACUUUCUGCAGCAAGCAACUCAGGUCAACGCAUGGGAUAGGACUCUUAUGCAGAAUGGAGAACGGAUCACUACUCUACACAGAGAAAUGGAAAAAGUAAAACUGGACCAAAAAAGGUUGGAUCAGGAACUGGACUUUAUCUUGUCACAGCAAAAAGAACUUGAGGACCUGCUGACCCCUCUAGAGGAAUCUGUCAAAGAGCAGAGUGGAACCAUUUACCUCCAACAUGCAGAUGAGGAGAGAGAGAAAACGUACAAGCUGGCAGAAAACAUUGAUGCCCAGCUGAAGCGCAUGGCCCAGGAUCUAAAGGAGGUUAUAGAGCAUCUGAACACAUCAGCUGGACCAGGGGAUGCCAGCAACCCGCUCCAACAGAUCUGCAAGAUUCUUAAUGCCCACAUGGAUUCUUUACAGUGGAUUGAUCAGAACAGUGCUCUUCUGCAGAGGAAGGUCGAGCAGGUAACGAAGGAGUGUGAAAGCCGAAGGAAGGAACAGGAGCGUGGCUUUUCCAUAGCAUUCGAUUAAAAUGUUGGCAAUUCUGUUUUGUUGACUUUUUUUUUUGUAUUUCAUUGUCUAAAUAAAAGGGUUCAUUUUUCUUCCUUGAA